Messenger RNA from Medicago truncatula (barrel medic), 2542 nucleotides. RefSeq names its product mannosyl-oligosaccharide 1,2-alpha-mannosidase MNS1. Bases 362 to 2095 code for a protein of 577 amino acids. Gene Ontology annotation, cellular component: Golgi membrane; endoplasmic reticulum. The transcript has 14 exons. Gene Ontology annotation, biological process: carbohydrate metabolic process; mannose trimming involved in glycoprotein ERAD pathway. Lineage: Eukaryota; Viridiplantae; Streptophyta; Magnoliopsida; Fabales; Fabaceae. Gene Ontology annotation, molecular function: calcium ion binding; mannosyl-oligosaccharide 1,2-alpha-mannosidase activity. The record is from RefSeq and is a predicted model, not a curated record.
GAAAUGAAAUUGUGUUGAAAUCGAAUUCAACAUGAGCCCCAUUCCGUAGAAAACCAAAGUCAAGUCUUCUUCAGAGAUGCUUCGCAUUUGAGUUUUCAUCUUCUUCAUUCAAUUUCGAAGCCAUUCCUUUUGGAUUGGCUUCGUUGUCACAAUUCAUUUCCUACCAAUUUUUUAUUCAAGAAAUCAAUAUAAAAUUCAAAAACCUCAUCAAGAACCACAUCAGACAAAUAAAUUCGUAGAUUACAAGGCAAAUUAACAAGAUCUUCUUCAAUUUCGUUUGUCUUUUAAGGUUGUCUGGUUUUGCAACAACAACAAUAACAACGUUGUUGUAAAUUCGAAAGAUUUUAUAGAUCUUUUGGAAAUGGCGAGAGGAAGUAGAUCAGUGAGUAGUGGUAGCAGUAAAUGGAGAUACUGUAAUCCAGCUUAUUACUUGAAGCGUCCUAAGCGUCUUGCUAUGCUUUUCAUCGUUUUUGUUUCAGUUUCUUUUGUUGUUUGGGAUCGUCAAACUUUAGUCAGAGAAUACCAGGUUGAAGUUGCUGAGCUACAGAAAGAAAUAACCGACUUGCAUAAUUUGUUGGAAGAGUCAAAUAAAGUGCACGGUGGCACUGUCAGGAAGCUUGACUUGAAGGGAAAAACUAACAAGUCCACUAAAGAAGUCUUGGAUGAUCCCAUUGAUAUCCAGAGAAGGGAAAAAGUAAAAGAUGCAAUGCUUCAUGCUUGGAGUUCUUAUGAGAAAUAUGCAUGGGGACAAGAUGAACUACAGCCACAGUCAAAAAGUGGUGUCAAUAGCUUUGGAGGUCUUGGAGCAACUUUAAUUGAUUCUCUUGAUACACUAUACAUUAUGGGUCUCGAUGAACAGUUUCAGAAAGCCCGAGACUGGGUUGCAAACUCUCUGGAUUUUAACAAGGAUUAUGAAGCAAGUGUUUUCGAGACAACCAUAAGAGUAGUAGGUGGCCUUCUUAGUACAUAUGAUCUUUCAGGCGACAAAAUUUUCCUUGACAAAGCUAGAGAUAUUGCAGAUAGAUUACUGCCUGCAUGGAACACACCUACAGGAAUUCCUUAUAACAUAAUCAACUUGUCACAAGGACGUGCACACAAUCCUGGAUGGACUGGGGGUGAGAGUAUUUUGGCAGAUUCUGGCACUGAACAACUAGAGUUCAUUGCUCUAUCUCAAAGGACCGGAGACCCAAAGUAUCAGCAGAAGGUUGAGAAUGUAAUAACAGUGCUUAAUAAAACAUUCCCUGAUGAUGGAUUACUUCCUAUCUAUAUCAAUCCUCAUAGUGGAACAACAGGCUACUCUCCUAUCACAUUUGGCGCCAUGGGUGAUAGUUUUUAUGAAUACUUGCUUAAAGUUUGGGUACAAGGGAAUAAGACUCCAGCUGUAAAACUUUAUAGAGAUAUGUGGGAGAAAUCAAUGAAAGGCCUGUUAAGUUUGAUUCGGAAGUCAACGCCGUCUUCCUUUACUUAUAUAUGUGAGAAGAGCGGAGGAUCUCUCACCGACAAAAUGGAUGAACUAGCCUGCUUUGCUCCAGGGAUGAUUGCUUUGGGAUCGUCUGGUUAUGGUCCUGAUGAUUCACAGAAGUUUAUGUCACUUGCUGAAGAGCUUGCUUGGACAUGUUAUAACUUCUACCAAUCAACUCCAACAAAAUUGGCUGGAGAGAACUAUUUCUUUCAUUCUGGAGAGGACAUGAGUGUGGGUACAUCAUGGAAUAUCCUAAGGCCAGAGACAGUUGAGUCACUCUUUUACCUUUGGCGCCUAACCGGCAACAAGACAUACCAAGACUGGGGUUGGAAUAUAUUUCAAGCUUUUGAGAAGAACUCUCGCAUAGAGUCAGGCUAUGUUGGACUAAAGGAUGUUAACACUGGCGUUAAAGACAACAUGAUGCAAAGUUUCUUUCUUGCGGAGACACUGAAGUAUCUUUAUCUUCUCUUUUCGCCUUCUUCGGUCAUUCCAUUAGAUGAAUGGGUAUUCAACACAGAAGCACACCCUUUGAGGAUUGUGACAAGGAACGAAGCGGAACCUGUUAAGAACUCAAAUGAGAAGCAAAAAUCUUUUCCUAGAAUAGGUGGCAGAAAGGAAGGUCGGUCGGGUUAGACAUCUGUUCAUGCUUCUCUACCAUGACUAGUUGAUGAACCACUUCAACCAAGAUUCAAAGACGAGGAAUUUGUUCCAUUAUGGAAGCUUGUAAGAUGUCAGAAUUCCUUCAUCGGGAAGCAAUUGUGAAACAGGUUGAGAAAUAAGUUCAUGUUGCUUCAAAUGAUGAGUAAUAUAGGAAAUAGAAAUAGGUCUUCAUAUCUUGCAAAAUGGGUUUAUUCAAGGUGACUUGGCCUUUUUGUUCAUUACUGCUUCUUUUAGAAUCUUGACUAAAAUAGGUUGUGGCCCUUAAUUUUAUUUUUUGGUGGAACCAAAUUUUGAGUGCAUUUCAUACAUGAUUUAUGUAACUGAGGUCUAUACAUCUGCGCAUUCCAUAGAAGACAGAUACUAUAAGCAUUCAAUAUCUGAGAUAUACAAGUAGUGUUUUACUUUGAUUGUUAUUUUAAA